Messenger RNA from Brienomyrus brachyistius, 6521 nucleotides. Its product is annotated as periplakin-like. Lineage: Eukaryota; Metazoa; Chordata; Actinopteri; Osteoglossiformes; Mormyridae. Gene Ontology annotation, cellular component: intermediate filament; cytoskeleton; cytoplasm. Gene Ontology annotation, molecular function: cadherin binding; structural molecule activity. Bases 159 to 4670 code for a protein of 1503 amino acids. Gene Ontology annotation, biological process: wound healing; intermediate filament cytoskeleton organization. The record is from RefSeq and is a predicted model, not a curated record. The transcript has 22 exons.
UUCGCUGGGCGCUUGGGUGUCGUCUGACAGCUGAUUUUAAACGGGGAGGGUGACAUAUGAAAACGGCUUUCAGGUUUUAAUAUUGAUGCAGAGCAUCAAGGAGACAUCCAGAUAAGCGACCUUCUCCAGGGGAACCGUACUGCGCACCUACCGUCAUUAUGUCAAAAGAGCAGAGCGCAAAUAUCAAUGGGACUCCAGUCGCAAUAAAACCGCAGACAGAGCCAACAGCGGUGACUGACAAAGUGGAGAAGACGAUCGCCGAGGCUGAGCAAAACCUGGCAACAGAUUUGAGUUUAAUUAAUGAAGGAAAGGAUCCACAAUACCAGGAUGACAGCAAGGAAAAGAUUCUGGAAUCUCUUGAGCUGCUGAAGAACCUAAAAAACGUUAUCGGCGACCUCAAGCACCCUCAAGCAGAAACAAUCAAGAAAGAUAUCAUACAGCUGGAAGAGAGAGUGAGGAAACUUCAGAUGGACCAUGAGAGAAUGUAUAAGUCAAGGUGUUUAGAAAGACCCUGCAGUGAUGACUGGGGGAAAAUCAUUGAGGAGAAACAGGUAAGUCUGAGCAGCAGCAAAUUUGGGCCUGACUUAAAAAACAUGGAAAGCCAGAUGAAAGAACACAUCGCCUUCCACGAUGAAAUUGAAGCGUGGGGACCUCUUAUAGCUCAGGAAAAUGACACGGGCAAAUUCACUGACCUACAGCUGAAAUACGAUAAGCUUCUGGUCAGCUCAUGUGCACGACACCAGCACCUGUUCACCUUGCGGGACUACAUGGUCCGCUGCACCGUCGAGCUCUUCUGGAUGGAGCAGCAGGCGGAGGAGCGAAUCAGCAACGACUGGAGUGAUGCCAGCUUGGAUUACCCAUCCCGGCAGAAACAAUACGAGAAGUUCAUCAGCAAGUGUCUUGAAUCAAAGGAGAUCACUGUUUCCAAACUGAUUGAUGACGGUGAAGCACUCAAAGCUGAUAAUCACCCGGCUGUAAACGUCAUUGAGGCACACAUGGAAGCGGUACUGGCAGAGUGGAAGGACUUCCGUGGUCUGCUUACCUGCGAGGAAAAGCACUUGAGGAACAUGGAGGAUUAUCACAGAUUUCAUAGGGAAGCACGGGACGUCCGGGACCUGUUACAAAGGAUCGACAAAGAGCUGAGCAGCAGAUACAACCCUGAGUUCAAGGACGCAUACCAGAUAGAGCUUCUCAUCUCAGACCUCGACGACUUGGUGGGAGCUAUGGACCAGCAUGAGAAGCGGGUGGAGGUCCUGCAGGCGCAGAGUCAGAAUGUGCAUCCCCUGAAGGUCCGCAGGAAGAUGCCCAUGGAGCUCCCCCUGGUGGAGGCCCUGUGCAACUUCCACACAGACCAGGGAUCAAUAACCCAAGGUAAGACAUACACCCUUCUUAGCAUCGGCAGACGGAAGUGGAAAGUGCUGGACCUCGCAGGCUGCCACCUGUCCGCCCCGGCGGUGUGCUUCCUCGUCCCUCCCACCGACCCGGAGACCAUUGCUCUUUCCCAGAGCAUAGCUAGCCUGAAGAGUGAUAUCAGAGAAAAUAUUUCUAGAAGCAAGGAUAUACUACAAAAGAAGUUAGAAGAAGUUAAGAAAGAAAAGCCGGGCCUUUCUGAAGCCAGUCAAGAGCAGCUUUGCCUUCGGUUGAUGGCCAAUCUGGAGAAAAUCACUAAUGAUCUCAACAAACAGGAAGAGGGCAUCUACACCGUUUUGAGACCCCCACUGCAGCAGAAUGAUCCAUUCCAGGACAGUACAAAUCGGAUCAGAGUCCUCAAGGACACGGAGGCUUGCAUUAAGAAAAUCGAGCUUAAGAAGAAGUCCAAAGUCCAAGAGGCGGAGAGGCUCCUAAAUUCUCACCCAAAGUGCGCCGGUGCCUCUCAGCUCUUCGCAAAAGUGAACGAAGCCAACGAUAAAUGCAACAAGGUCAACGCACUGCUGAAAUGUGCAGAGGACAAGUUUAUGAACUCCAGCAGACUAGAAAGCUCUUUGAGCACCAUAGGGGAGCUACUGAACACUUAUGAAAUGACUCUGGCGGAGGAGCAAGUUAUGCCGGCGGACCUGUCUUCCCUUGAAAGACUGCAGGAGUGUCUUUUUACAAUAUGCUCUGAUCUGGAAUCCAAAAGACCUGCCUUCGAUGAGGCCCAGACGAAUCUUGGAAUUCUCAGGUCCUGCUGUGAAGGCAUGGUCAGCAAAGUGCAUGAGCACUGUCCUGAUAUGAACAGGCAGCAGGCAGAGGUCCACAGGCUCAGGAGGCAUCAAGAACUUGUCAACAAGCAAGUGGAGGCCAGGUCUAAGAGUCUACAAAAAGCUAAGGUUGCUUUAAACAACUACAGCCGUUUGUAUAACAAGCUAAAGGAUUGGCUUUGCCAGCUACCCAACUAUGAGCCCCAGGACACAGACAAUGUCCAACAACUGGAUGCCAAGCUGAAAGAACAAAGAAAUCUGAUAGCUGAUAUUGCCAGGAAACAAUUGGACUUGCAAGAGGUUUUAAGAAAUGCAUGGCUGUACCACCAAGCUGUCGAGGACUAUGAAACUCAGGCACUUCAGUUGAAAACAUUCCUUGACCUUGAGGAUGGUCAGGUCAUGAAAAACAUAAAUAUGCUUGAAAGUAGAGCUCCCAGUCUCAAAAAUGAGGAAUCUACGUUAGAACAUAAAUUUCUGGAAGCUUCUGCCAUAAACAAACACAGACUUCAAGGCCUCGAGUAUGCACUAAAUCUAUUAAACCAGCAGAAUGUCCCAGAACAAAAAAGGACUCAAGAUGAAAUAUCUCUUAUGGAAGGCCAAAAACCACGAGGUAUCAUCAUGAGGAGAAAACUGGAGGACGAGAUCCAAAAAGUCCAACAGGAACUCUCUGAUGAGCAGAGGCUGAACUGGGACCUACAACAGGAGCGGGAACUGCUCAGUUUGAAAUGUUGUAGCCUGGAAACAGAGAAAAGGGAGGAAGGUGCAGCUGAAGAGAUACUCAGCAAUGGACAGGACAGGGAACAGGACGUCACCAAGGCUGUCAGUGAGGCAGGGUUUGAGAAAUCCUACAGAGAGCUGCUGGGACAAAUACGUGAAGAAACCACCAAGAGAAAACAGACUGAAGAAGAAGUGAAACUCCUUCAGGAGAAACUGAAGGGAUUAAAGAGCAACGAGGCCGCAGGAACCAUCGGCGAGACUGAGGAGGACAAAGACACAGAAGUGCAACAGCUAAGGAACAAAAUUCUAGACAAAGGCCUUGAAACAGAGAAGUGUAAUUUGGAAAUUCUUAAACUGAGAGAUGACAUUCAAACAUGUAAGGCUGCAACGCUUCUAGUGAGGACUGAAGAGAUUACAAAGGAAGUUAUUCAGAAUCACGAUGAUUCAGAUGCAAAGCAGGAGUUAGAAACUCUCCAGCAACAACUUUCUCAAGAAGAAAGCAGGUUUAUAGACUUGGAGAAAGAGAAGUUAGCUCUUCAGCUUCAGAAGACAUCCCUCCUACAGGCCCAGGAUAACGUCAACCAACAGGAAGUUGCUAAACUGAAGGAAGACCCACUUGUGAAGUCUGAGCGCUCCACCUUUCCUGAGAGCAUCACCAAUGGAACGAGACAAAGAGAAGCCCUUGGAGAUGACCUGUGUGAGAUCCAAGGUCAAAAAUCAGAUUCAGACAUUCAGCUGGAUGAGCUCGAGCGAGAACAAAAAGCCCGGAAGAGAGCCGAGAUGGAGGUGCAGAUGUUGCAAGAUCGGCUCAAUGACCUCGAAGUCAAGAACAAGGGAAAAGAUGAGAAAAUUUUCAAAGAAAACGUAGCCCUUCCACAGGACCCCCAAGAUGAACGGGAGAAUAUCCUCCUUAAGCGACAAAUUCAGGAAGAGCGUGACAAGCGAAUUCUGUUGGAGGAUAAGAUAAAAUCAUUACUGCGGCAGCAGGCAACACAGGGAAAUUUAGGCCCUUCUGAAGAAGGAAAGAGAGACACAGUGUUGGAGAUAGAGAAGCUGAAGAAAAGCUUAGAGGAGGAGAGGAAUCGGCACCAUGAGUUAAAUGACCAUCUGAGAGAUGUUAACCACAGACUAUCGGAUAUGGAAAAUAUGAAUGAAGACUUUAAUAAAGAGCUGGAAGAAAUUCACACUAUAAACAAUAAUUUAUAUCAGGAGAACCAAAGACUGAAGCAGGAAAUUGAGAGACGUGGCGGGGAGUAUCAGAUCACGCUAAACGAAAACAGAAGCAUAGCAAAUCUGCCUCAGUCACACAACGGGGAAAUGAUGGGGACACAGUUGGCCUCCCUCCAGCAGGAGCUAUCGAACCUCAAGGCCAUUGAGGACAAGAAAGACCAAGAAAUUGAGGAGCUGAAGAAAGAGUUAUCAGGGGUGAAAAUCAAGAAGGAACACAGGGAAAAUUAUCAUCGGCGGGCCAUUAGGAUCAUUGACCCAAACACACACCAGGAACUGAAGCCGGAAGAGGCGUACAGGUGGGGACUUAUAGACUGGACCAUGUCUGUUAAACUUCAAAGCCAGGAGUGCGACUGGGAGGAGAUCACGAUACGGGACCCGGAUGGAGAGUCAUCGGUCCUCCAUGACAAAAAGAUGGGCAAGUGGUACUCGGUGGAGGAGGCGCUGAACGCCGGUAGCAUAAACCCCGAACACGUUCAGCAGUACCAUGGUGACGAAAUGAGCAUUGAAGAGUUCGGAACCAUGAUUUCUGGCAGAAACAAAUGACAGCAAAUGCAGAAAAAAAUGAGUUUUUACCCUCACCAGGAAAACCGGUGGGUUGAUGAAAGCAAUAAAACCAUUCAAACACGAACGAACAUUUACACACACACACACACACACACACACACACACACACACACACACACACACGGCUCAAGCCUGGUGAUUUGAGGCUCAUCUCCUGCAUUGAUGAAGGGGCAUUUUCAAUGGCUCCAGUUGUAUAACUACAGCUAUCAAUUUGCUUUAGAUGAAACUGACACAAACCUUUAAAGCAAGUAAGCUUCAUUCAUAAGCAAGCUAACAGACCAGAACAUUAAAAAAAAAAGAAAACCAAUAUUCCCCUUGGAUCAGAACAUUGGUCGACAAUGCAUUUGGACAGAGCCAUUGAGUAGCCCACAAAACACUGUUUAGAUAUCGGAUCAACUGUGUUAAUUUCUUUGCAUUUAGCCACACGGUCACAGUGUGCUGCAGAGUUGAUGAGAAAGGAGAAGUAAUAUUACUGUUCAGCUGCCCCCCCCCCCCCCCAAAUUUGAUAUACCACUGUAUGGAACAAGCAAAUCAUCUUUUGUGGAUGUAGCACUCCUUGUAAAUUAGGCCAGAGCCCCCUGACUUAAAGGCUCAUAUGCAAUUCACAUUAUCUCACAUCACUCAGCUUAUCACAUCUCUUUUGUGGGAACUAUAAGAUUUGAAGAAGUGACUGAUGGAUACAGAAAAUGGACAGAUGAAAUUUUAAGACGGGGUGGAAGUGCACAACUUCCAAGGAUGAAAUUUACUUUCCCUCAAGGGACACAAAAAAUACCAGACCGAAAGCUUUUACAGGAAAAAAAAAAUCUUUAUUUUGCGAACAGUCUGCAUCUCGUAAAUGCAAAAAUUUGAAAUACAAAACAUUAAGCGCUUUAUAUACAAGUCGGACAGACCUCGUAUGCCUUGAAAUUUGAUCCCACUACAAACAAGUAUGAUAAAGAAUUAAGUGCAAUUUCACAUUGAUGUAGAGCAUUGGGUUGUUAUAUAUACAAACAUUCAAGUACAUGGCUCAAAAUUAAUCCCAUAACUCCUGAGCUUGAACAGUGUAGACAUUUUAAAAUUAGCUUACGACCACGUUUCGCUGUUCAAGGAAGUCAAAAUCAUCAUCGAUUAAGGCAGUGCAUCCAAACCCGGUUCUCGGGAACAAAAACGUGGCACCGUCUGCGGGUCCCCGAGAGCCGGAUCUAGAUGCACUGGAUUACGGGACCGGAGUCCUAAAGCUAAUACUAACACUGGCUGCAGUAGUCAAAUGAUAAUAGCUAGAAUCUCAACUGUGCAAAAACAUUUGCUAAAGAUGGCGACAAACCAAAAUAAAUUAAAUACCCAAGCAAAUUUAAAAAAGCUAUAGAAUAAACUCUUGCACUUUAUGACAGAAAGACAUCAGGUAAUAUUAAAUUAAUAUAAACCUAAAUCUGAAAUGUGAUCCCCUAAUUAUACUGGCAAAUAGCUCAACAUGUUCACGGUAGAAAGCGGAAUACUGUGGACUGGUAUUUACCCUCAAUAAGCAGGUUAGAUUACCCAGAGCGAGAAGUGUGGAAAAAACACUACAUAGCUAAGCAACACCACAAAUUAAGUACGUUGAAACUGAAGAGUGAUAAAAAGGUACUUAACCUAUAAGUUCUAUUAACACACUAAUUAAUUAUUAUGCUUCCAACCUAAGAUAAGUAAUCACAUGAAAUGUGUUAUACAUAAGAACUGUAGUUGGAGUAUUCAGAGUGUUAUGGGCCUUCAGAUGAUAAUCAUGGUCUCCAAUGAAAAAAGUCACUAUUUAGCACUAUGACCAAAGUUGCUUAAUGGGGAGGGAGAGAAAUAAAUACUUUAUUUCAAUAUAAA